AUGCUAGCAGAAUUCUUUGCUACGUUUUUGUUAAUUUUGAUUGGAAACGGAAGCGUUGCGCAAUUUAAAUUUACUGGACCACCCAGACAAUCGCACCUAGCAGUGCAAAUAACUUGGGGUGUCGGUGUUUAUACGGCUCUCAUGGUAGCUGGACCAAUUUCAGGUGCUCAUCUAAAUCCAGCUGUUAGUAUCAGUUUGUGUACAUUGCAGAAACUGAAGGUAUUGCAGUGCAUCCUUUAUGUUAUCGGACAAAUUAUGGGAGCCUUCAUGGGUUCAGUUUUGGUAUUUAUUGUUUAUAGUAAUUUAUUCAGUCAGUAUGAUGGUGGAAUAAGACAGAUCAGCGGUGCGAAUGGAACAGCUGAUAUAUUUGUUACAUUUCCGUACAAUGAUGAACUGCCAAACUGGAACUGUUUAAUUGAUCAAGUAGUUACAACAGGUUUUCUGAUGAUAUUCAUUAUGGCACUAGGAAGCGAUUAUAACCAUUUGAUAUCGCAACCAGCUAAACCUUUUGCAUUUGUGCUAGUAAUCAUGGCAUUGGGAUCGGGAUUGGGAUUGAACUGUGGAAAUCCGAUGAAUCCUGCUAGAGAUUUCGGGCCUCGUUUGUUUUGCCUGUUUCUCUACGGUAGAGCUAUAUUUGAAACGCAUCGAUAUUAUUUUUGGGUUCCAAUUGUCGGUCCAAUUGUGGGAGCCAUAAUCGGUGUUUGGAUUUAUGAAGGUUAUAUACAACUGAUGAAAAAGUACGCAGAUUUAGGCAGCACAGUUCAUAUUGAAUCAGUCGAACAGCCAAUAGAUGAAAAACAACCUCAACACCAUCACAAGUUGAAAGCAUAA
This is a messenger RNA of Didymodactylos carnosus, 831 nucleotides long. NCBI's taxonomy places the organism in Eukaryota, Metazoa, Rotifera, Eurotatoria, Philodinida, Philodinidae. The record is from the annotation of a GenBank genome assembly.